Molecule: messenger RNA, 880 nt
Organism: Malurus melanocephalus (red-backed fairy wren)
Lineage: Eukaryota; Metazoa; Chordata; Aves; Passeriformes; Maluridae
Gene: GREM2
Product: gremlin 2, DAN family BMP antagonist
Exons: 2
Coding region: 270-776 (168 amino acids)
Biological process (GO): animal organ morphogenesis
Molecular function (GO): BMP binding; receptor ligand activity
Source: RefSeq, a predicted model, not a curated record
UCGAAAGCGGGGCCUUGAUCCUCUCCUCGGGCAGUGGCUGCGAGGAGCCAGUGCCGCGUUCCCCGCAGCCGUCGGGACCGGCACAGCCGCCGCGCUCUUUCCGCGCACCGCUGGCCCCCACCGAGCGCCUAUGGGCAUCUGCGGCCGGCGAGGGCUUCGCACCACCGGCAGCGGCAGAGGGCGGCGACCGCCACCCCGCUUCAUCGCCCCUUGGAAUCUAUAGCCGGCGGACGGAGCGCGCUGCGGACGCWUCCCCGCCUCCGUGCAGGAUGAUUUGGAAAUUUGCCUUGUCCGUUUUUCUGAUGGCAGCAUUGGUUCGAGUGACGGACGCCAGGAAAAACCGGCCCGCAGGUGCCAUUCCCUCCCCGUACAAAGGCAGCAGCAGCAACCACUCGGAGCGGAGGCAGCAGCUGAACAAGGAGGUGCUGGCCUCCAGCCAGGAGGCCCUGGUGGUCACCGAGAGGAAGUACCUCAAGAGUGACUGGUGCAAGACGCAGCCACUGCGGCAGACUGUCAGCGAGGAGGGCUGCAUCAGCCGCACCAUCAUCAACCGCUUCUGCUACGGGCAGUGCAACUCCUUCUACAUCCCGCGCCACGUGAAGAAGGAGGAGGAAUCCUUCCAGUCCUGUGCCUUCUGCAAGCCCCACAAGGUCACCUCUUCCACCGUGCAGCUGGAGUGCCCCGAGCUUGACCCGCCGUUCCGACUCAAGAAAAUUCAGAAGGUCAAACAGUGCCGGUGCAUGUCUGUGAAUCUGAACAGCUCGGGCAAACUGUGAGAGCAGGCAUGUAGCUGCCUCACAUCAGCUUUACUGCUGCCUCGCCUCUCCCACUGAUCAGACUGUCCAUUUUGUUGGUUUGUUUCUUCUUUUCCUUUUUUUUU